Molecule: messenger RNA, 1405 nt
Organism: Homalodisca vitripennis (glassy-winged sharpshooter)
Lineage: Eukaryota; Metazoa; Arthropoda; Insecta; Hemiptera; Cicadellidae
Product: cyclin-dependent kinase 20-like
Exons: 6
Coding region: 113-1102 (329 amino acids)
Biological process (GO): protein phosphorylation
Cellular component (GO): nucleus
Molecular function (GO): cyclin-dependent protein serine/threonine kinase activity; ATP binding
Source: RefSeq, a predicted model, not a curated record
UUCUAGUUCUAGUUGUCAUAGUAACUAGGUAACCACUAAAAUAACAAUAAUGAUCAUUUGAUAAUGCCGUUGGCAUUUUUGUUUCUUAUAGUUAUGUUAACUAAGUGUAAAGAUGGAAAACUACUCUGUAACUGGAAGAAUAGGAGAGGGAGCACAUGGGCAAGUAUUACGUGGUGUGCAGCUGAAAACUGGAAUGGAAGUUGCUCUUAAGAAAGUCUUACUGAAGAAACUUGAUGAAGGAAUUCCGAAUUCUGUAAUAAGAGAGAUAAAAACUCUUCAGGAAGUGGACUGUAAAUAUGUAAUGAAGUUAGUGGACUACUUCCCUCAUGGUGUGGGGUUUGUGUUGGUGUUUGACUUGAUGCCCUCUGGCCUGUGGGAGGUCAUCCAUGACGUGGAGAAUCCUGUUACUGAGCCUCACAUCAAGACUUACAUGCACAUGUUACUGUCAGGAGUCGACUACCUUCACUCACACAACAUCAUGCAUCGGGACCUGAAGCCAGCUAACUUGCUGAUAAGCUCGACUGGAGAGCUGCGUAUUGCGGACCUGGGUCUGGGGAGGAUCAUAUGCUCCGACCGACCGUAUACUCACCAGGUGGCUACCAGAUGGUACCGACCCCCAGAACUGCUGUAUGGAGCCCGCAACUACACCAGCUCUGUAGACAUCUGGGCUGUGGGCUGCAUACUAGCUGAGAUGUAUAAUAAGUCUCCUCUUUUCCCUGGUGAGAGUGAUAUAGAGCAGCUGGCUCUGGUAAUCAGAGGGUUGGGAACUCCCAGUUGGCGAGGGAUCACUUCUCUACCUGACUACAACAAGAUAUCAUUCCCUCCCGCCAGACCUCAACCCUGGGAUACACUGGUGCCCGAUGUAGAGCCGUCUGUGCUGCAAAUCGUUAGUGCCCUGGUAACCUACGACCCGAGUAGUAGACUUACAGCAAGACAGGCAUUGAAUCACAACUACUUCUACACACAGCCAUUGCCUUGUCCGCUAUACGAGAUGCCUAGACCUCCAUCAGACCAUCGUCAGCGUCUCAGGCCUGCAGAGCUCAGAGUAGACAAGCCACCCUCGGAGCUGUUCAGAGAUCUCGACAAGCUAGUUAAUGGUUAACUGGACGAGUUUUAUUUAUUUGUCUUAUGCAUAGCAAUGAAUGUUAUAAAAUUUAUCUAUGUUCAACUCUUUUUUUGAAGUUUCCUUACAUCCAACCAAUUUUUAUAAAGAUGUAAGCCACUGUAGAUGGCUGGUUAUCUUCAGUAAUCCUCCAAGUGUUGCCUAAUCUACUCCUUGGUGGUACGUGUAUUUGAGUGAACUUUAAAAGUUACAUCUAAAAACAUCUACAAUAGUUUUUACUACUACAAGAAUGAAUAUGAAUUAUUGCAAAGUUCAACAAAUAAAGCUCAAAUUUUAAGAAUA